Syngnathoides biaculeatus (alligator pipefish) is the source of this 3014-nucleotide messenger RNA. Its product is annotated as zinc finger protein 37-like. Gene Ontology annotation, biological process: regulation of transcription by RNA polymerase II. Gene Ontology annotation, molecular function: DNA-binding transcription factor activity; RNA polymerase II cis-regulatory region sequence-specific DNA binding. The coding region runs from base 79 to 2232 and encodes 717 amino acids. The transcript is spliced from 5 exons. NCBI's taxonomy places the organism in Eukaryota, Metazoa, Chordata, Actinopteri, Syngnathiformes, Syngnathidae. The record is from RefSeq and is a predicted model, not a curated record.
GAAGUUAGUGUAGCUUCCCAUACAUCAGCUGGACUAAUUGUUUUACUGUCCGGUCGCUUAACAUUCUACAAGAUCAACAUGUUGAAAGAGUUGGUGAGGGAGCGACUCUUUGCGGCCGCCGACGAAAUCUACGUGCUUUUUGAACGAACGAUAGCGUCGUACGAGGAGCAACUUUGUCGGGCGAAAGAGGAGAACGAACGACAAAGACAACAACUGGAAGCUGUUAGCAAGACGCAAAUGUUGCUACGCGUCGAAGAAGUCCAGCUGCUGAUUGGUCAACAACAACCACUUCCCCCUGAGCCAUACGGCGAGAUCUCUAGUUCGGACCAGGCGCAUCCCCUUCACUUAAAGGAGGAGGAGGAAGAGGCUGAUAUUAGCAAGUCGCCACCAACUGUCAUCUCUAUGAAGAGUGAAGACGAUGAAGGCAAACCAUCUGAAUCCACACGGCUCCAUCGUCGCAGUCCAAGGGAUGAUUAUUGUGGAGGAGCACUUAUAAAGAAACUCUUGGCGCCACUGUCAGACAACAAUGCUGAAAUUCUCCCCGACAGCAAGACAAACUGUGAAGGUUACGGCAAUCACUUGAAACGCUCUGAAGAGAAGACACCCUCUGGCAAAAAGAACAUGUUACAAAUGCGUAAACGUUUUAGCUGUACAUUUUGUGCUAAGAGUUUUGCAAAAAAUCAGCAUAUGACUAGACAUAUGAGAACGCACACGGGAGAAAAACCUUUUCGUUGCUCAGUUUGCGGCAAAACAUUUGCUCGAAAAGAACAUGUGGACUCACACAUGACAACGCACACGGGGGAAAAACCUUUUGUUUGCUCAUUGUGCGGUAGAAGAUUCUCUCACAAGUCGUAUUUGAGGACACACAUGAGAACACAUACUGGAGAAAAACCCUUUAGUUGCUCGGUUUGUGGCGAAUGCUAUUCUCAUAGGUCCAGUUUGAAUGCACACAUGCGGGGACACAACACGGAGAGAAUCAUGUGUGGCGAGUUUCAACCUGUAUACGCUGUGUUAUCGAUUAAGUACAGCCUCAAAAUGUUGAAAGAUUUGGUAAGGCAGCGACUCAUGACGGCGGCGGACGAAAUCUUCGAACUGUUUCAAACAGCGAUCGCGUCGUACGAGGAGCAACUUUGUCGAGCGAGAGAGGAGACGGCGCAACACCGGCGGCAACUUGAAGCUGUUUGCAGGACUCAAAUUGUCAUAAGCAUCGAAGAUCUUCAAAGGCUGAUUACUCCUCAGGAAGAAGUUCCCACUCAGCUGCAGGAGGAGCCACAGCCCAAAAAUGUUGAAAAGGAAGAGGACGAGGCCAAUGUCGCUGUAUUGCCAAUAUCAGACAUAUCUGUGGAAGAAUCUAAAAAGACACCACCUCAGCCGUCGCAGCUUCCUUUUGAUGGUAUGAGUGGACACCAGAGUGGAGAACAACCAACAGACACCCCCUUGGCUGCGCCUCCACAAAGUGACCACACGGAAGAUCGUUUGCGGAGCGACACGGAUUGUGAGGGUGACAGCGAACAGCCGGAAUGCUCAAAAAAGAAGAUGAGUCUUGUCAAAAAGAGUUCAUUCAAAACCAGGUCUGUCAAAACCAGGUCGGUUGAAAAGAGCUCUGUCGAGAAGAGCCCUGUCACAAAGAACCCUGUCACAAAGAACCCUGUCACAAAGAGCCCUGUCACAAAGAGCCCUGUCACAAAGAGCCCUGUCACAAAGAGCCCUGUCACAAAGAAUCCUGUCACAAAGAAUCCUGCCAAAAAGAGCAAAGUCAAAAACAGUCCUGGCAAAAAGAUGACUCCAAAAUGCAAAAAACACAGAAAACGUAAAGAAAUCUUCAAAUGCUCAAUUUGUGAUAAAAGAUUUACUCAGAAAGGGCACCGAACAAGACACAUGAAAACGCACACAGGAGAAAAACCCUUCAGUUGCUCAGUUUGCGGUAAAACAUUCGGUCGAAAGGAAAAUCUGGACUUCCACAUGAGAACACACACUGGGGAAAAACCCUUUGGUUGCUCAGUUUGCGGGACACAUUUCUCGCGAAAAGAAGGUAUGGAAGUACACAUGAGAAGACACACAGGAGAAAAACCCUAUCGUUGUUCAAUAUGCGGUAAAACAUUCAGUGUAAGUUCAAGUAUGGCAACACACAUGAGAAUACACACAGGGGAAAAACCUUUCCAUUGUUUAGAGUGCGGCGAAAGCUAUACUCAUCGCAACAGCUUGACUCUACAUAUGCGGAUACACAAGUAAGAAUAGAGUUUUUACAAUAGUCCCUGGAGAGCGAAGACAUCCAAAGCUGACCAUAUACUGUUUUUAUUCCAUUUCAAAAGUCUUAUAAAUCCUUCUUACCUCGGCAGUUAAUCACCCCUGUCUUUUGAAUGGUAAACUGUUGGAAAGUCACAAUAUUCACAAUGUUGUGCACAUAUGUUGUAGUUUUAAAAGUGCCUCAAUAUCAUUUAGGUCUUGUCUCGGUAAAAAAUGAUGUGCAAAUGUCCUUUUUUAAAUUUAGUUUUGGGUUAAAGCAUAGAUGUCGCUUAGCUUGGAUACACCAGCUCUAAUUUCCCUUCCUUGUUACAGGAAAUGAACACACUGAUUCACAGCAAAUGCACUCAUUGGCUAAGUCACUCACAAGACCGACAUGCAGCGUUGAUUGCAGAAUUCAUGCUUACAAAACGGCGGCCGUGCUGACUGUAACUACAAAAAAAAAAUCUGUGACAAUUGAUGUGAACUGCAGGACAUGUCGUCUACCUGAGCAUCGCUUUGUAAUCAAUCGAGUGAGUGUAAUAAUUGACUUCUUUCAGCUCUCUUGCAUCAUUCAUGUUUUUGUUUUUUUUUAAAUCCAGUAUCUUAGCAAGUUAGCGAGUCGAAAACCUGAGGUGAGCUGGAGUAAUGACUCACACGUUUACCUGUGAGUCUACGUUUAUUCAUGUUGCAUCCAUUUGUUGUUUCUUUUCAACUGUGUUUCAUAACCAAUAUGUACUGUUGUUGUUCAAGUUGCAAUUUCAAUAAAUAUCAUCAAAAAUAAAACUUCA